This is a messenger RNA of Conger conger (European conger), 2167 nucleotides long. RefSeq lists its product as uncharacterized. NCBI's taxonomy places the organism in Eukaryota, Metazoa, Chordata, Actinopteri, Anguilliformes, Congridae. Gene Ontology annotation, molecular function: protein binding. The transcript is spliced from 17 exons. The record is from RefSeq and is a predicted model, not a curated record. The coding region runs from base 339 to 1649 and encodes 436 amino acids.
UGUGUAUGUACUGCAACGAGCAUCAAUGACCUAUUAGACAGGCAGAGGAUCGAUUAAGUUUCGGGUAUCUCCGACAAGUACACGAAGACGGAAUCAAAAAGCGGCCAUGUUUGUUGCGGCUAUUCUAGUGACUAUUUUCAAUCUGCCAAAACGGUAUUUUAUGGUGCGUCAUUAUUUCGAAAUAUUUUUUUAUACGAGGAAAAACGUAUGUGCAUCAACGACUGGCAACAUCGGUCAGAUCUAACCUUGCGGAGGCUGUCUUGGCAUGUAACUGUUUGCGGAAGUGUGCCAGAAAUACGGUGCUUUUUGACAGAUCUCUGUCAGCCACAAGGAAGAUUAUGCCUCCCAAAGACCCGCUGCUCGCCACGCUGAAAGUGUGCAUCUUGAGCCUCCAGUCAGAUGCGUCUACCAUCACCGAUGCCAGUCUUCAGCUCUCCUCCUGCUGCCAGUUACUGGAGCUCAUAUUUCGUAAAGGGCUACAGCAGCCAGUCCUGGGGUUUGUGCGUAGGGAUUACUGGCAUUGCGUGGAGCAGCUCCUCCAACAGGACACGUGCAGUGGGUUGAGUCCUCUCUCGAUGGCAGUGGAGCGGACAUCCGCCUGCAGGAAGCUGCUGACUGCUCAGGGCAGGGGGCGCUUCUUCCUGAGGCUGGCGCUCAGCCGGAGGAUUUUGGGCAGUGUCGUCCAGCACAUGCUGCACACUCCCAAGGUGUUAGAGUGGUACAAUCCUGCCAUUUCCAUCUUUAGGAAUGAGGAGCUUGUGGAACCUUUCCUGUCUCUUUUGCUGGUCCUGUCAGAGAUGGAUUUCAAACUCAACAUUGAGAACAGCAGCUUCUUGGAUGAGAGUUGGCUUUUGCCGGUGUGCGAGGUGUAUGAGGCAGUGCCAUGCCGGGAAUUAGGGAUGGUGCUUAGGUACCUUGGUGGUCGUGUCUUUGUGUUGGAUCUAAUAGAGGGCAGCCAAGCGCAGGUAGACAGGUGUGUUCAACCAGGUGACGUCAUUGAUGAGAUCAAUGGAAUAUCCCUCAGAAACGCCAGCAAUGGACAGGCAGGUGUGGUAUUGGCUCGGUUGAAGGGUCGCCCGUUGUCUCUGCGUUUUCUCCGAUGGAGGCAGAAGGAUGGGACAGUAUACACACCCUUGGUCAAACUCCUGCAAGCCCUCCAGCAAGAGAACCCAUCCCUGCAACUGAAACCCACCCAAAUGCCCCACCAACAGGGUUGUGAGGGUCACCAGCAGGUGCAGUCGCAGUGCCUUAAAGAGGGCAGGAUCGUGUACAUUGUGCAAUACCUUGGAAAGGCAAACAUUGGAUUGUAUGGGGGGAAAGAAGUGCUGCAGCAGGGCAUUCCCCUGGUCCUGGAGAAGAACCACCCCAGUAAGACAGUACUGUUUGAUCUGAAGGAAACUCACUUGACCUGCACUGAGAAAUCAAACAAGCAAGAACUCUUCCAGCAUCACUACCCAGAGAUUUCAUGUGUGGGGAGAUACAGUCAACCUAAUUACAACAUCUUUGCCUUCUGUGUGGCAGACUGCCCGGAGACCCCUGAAUCAAAUGGCUUCUGUUGUGUGGUUCUGCAGGCUGGCUCUGCCAGGGAGUGUGAAGACAUUGUCAGUCGUAUUGCCACUGGGUUCAAGCACACGGAGUGGUUCGUGUGACUCCGCCCUCCAGGAUUCUGCCAGUCUGGCCAAUGAAUAGUGACCUUUGCAUUCCAUUUGCCUCAGGAACAACGUCCCCUUUGAAGACCUUCGUAAUGUCUUGAUUAGCAGCAGACAGCGCUUAAAAUGAUGUGGUUUUUUCUGGACUAAUACACCUCCUUAGGACUCAAUGUACUACAUUCAAUUGCCAUUGUAUUUUACUGCUUAGAAAACCUUUAAAGGAAGGAUUCCAUGUUUACAAAAUUCACCCAAUAGCUGCUAAGAGCCAAUGGUGAACAAUGUAUAACAUCAGUAUUGAGGAAUGAUGUGGAGGCUUCAGCAAGUGUAUCUUUGCGAUUCAAUGUUAACGGCCAGUGUUUUGUUUUUGUACAUCACAUUAGAACAGUGAAAGCUGUACGGGACCCAAGUGGUUUGUCCCACAACUUAAUGACAGUCCGGUCAACUCAAUUUCACCAAAACUGUAAUGUUAGCACUUAAUGCAUCAAUUGUUCUGUAAACCAUAAAAGUGAUUAAAAUAU